Messenger RNA from Microthlaspi erraticum, 438 nucleotides. The record is from the annotation of a GenBank genome assembly. Lineage: Eukaryota; Viridiplantae; Streptophyta; Magnoliopsida; Brassicales; Brassicaceae.
AUGAUUGCUUGGGUGGUUGGGAUGCUCGGUGUAGUUGUUGAUUCUUCUGGGUUUGUGCCUCUUGCCGAUGCUGACCCUCUCUGUUGUAUUGCUCUGCUGUUGCGUCUGGGCCAGCUUCGUUCAGUUGAUUCUUCUUCGUCUGCAGUGAGUUUAUUGGUGGUCGUCCACGCUUCUUUUUGGUUUUACCAAGGAUUAGCUCUCUCUUUGGGUUUCGACUACAGUCUCUUCAGGAGGUCCUGCAUAAUUUUCUCAGCUGAUUGGAUUCUUUGUGAUGGUCCCGGUGGGUGCUGGAGGCUAGAGAUUCUUGACGUCACUGGUUCUGCCGGGAUGGUUGAGGGAUGGUGGGUUGCAGAUCCUUCCUCUCUUACGGGUGGUGUUUGUGUGAAAUCUCUGGGAGGAGACGUCUUGAGCUUCCGGGAUAUUUUUGUGGGGAUCUAG